Molecule: messenger RNA, 774 nt
Organism: Hydatigera taeniaeformis
Lineage: Eukaryota; Metazoa; Platyhelminthes; Cestoda; Cyclophyllidea; Taeniidae
Source: the annotation of a GenBank genome assembly
AUGGGGAGGCCUCAGACUACUGAGUUCUCAGCCACAAGGCAUCAUAGGAUUUGGCGCGACCUGCGAUAUAGGGCAGGUCUGCGAUGUGUACUGGCUUCUUACGUGCGAAGCAACUAUUCUAGUCAGUUUCGCAUCGACCUGCAUGAGUGUUUUGGCUCAUCUUCUUUUUCAGCUUUGGAGAUGCAACCUGCAUUCAGCUACAUUUGUAUUCUUGUUUUUCUUCUGAUCCGUCGAUCCAAUGGAGACUGUGUGAUGUUCGGAAUGUGCAAUGACAAACAAUACUGCUUUGUCAAUCAGCCACCUGUGUUUGUUCCAGGUGAUAGUUUGAAGAAAAUUUGUGGUGUUGACAGUCUAGUUCAGUGCUGCGAUCAAGCUCAACUAAGAGUGUUGGAGGAUAAGUUUAGUAUGCUUGAUUUCGUCCUUAAAAGUCACUUUGCCACUGAUCAACUUAGUUCUGUUCUUUUUUUGCAAGAAAGUGACCCCGUUCUUUGCAAGGUUAUAAAGGUUGGUGCGUUCAAUCGCGAUAUCGUCCUCUCCAGAAUCGUGAUUGAUGACUUCCUUUUUGGGAGAGCAGUCGACAUAAUUUCCAACGUUGACGAUUGCGAUAUGGAAAAUUUUUACCGCAGUUUCAAUCUCACCGAAUCGAGUAGGGGCAGGUCACCCUACGCCAUCAAUUUCGUCUUCAUCGAUGACUAUGCUGUUGACAAUUCUACAACACCGGUGCCGAGCCUUGUGUCUCUGAAUGAGACUGCGAAACCGACUAUUCGAGGUUAA